CAAAACUUACAUGGAUAAAAGAUUGAUGUUACAAUAAGGUGUGUGACAUGUAAAGAACUAAAACAAGCAUAAUUUUUUCCACAUGAUCGUCAUAUAUGAAGUCUUAUUUCUAAAACAAAGCUUGAAAAAUGGCUUCACCACCUCAAAAACUGAAGUUUGAGACAAACGGAUUUCGUUUAAGUAAACUUUUAAUCAAUAAAGGAACCCAAGCCUUAAAAACAACAUUGCAUAUCUAUAUAAAUCUUCAAUCAUCAAACUUAAAAGAUAAACUUAAUGAUCCCUAUACAAAGAGUAAUUUGACGUCACUAAAAUUCAAAGUCAUCAGCAAAGAGCAAUGGAACCUUCUUUACCCGUCAACUGGCUCACCUGACAUUGAAAACUUUGAUAUUUCAUUAUUGACUGUCUUGUUACGUAACAUUUGUGGCUUCACGGAACCAUCUGGUGGAUGGAAUAAUCUUCCUUCCUCUUCAGAUACUUCAAUCUCAGCAAAUAUAGCAAGAAUAAAGAUUUAUCGAAACAAAGUGUACGGUCACAUAACUACAUUUAGUGUAGAUGACAGUAAGUUUGAGUACUUGUGGCAGGAAAUUUCAAAAGCAUUGGUCGGUCUGGGUAUUCAACAAACUGAAAUAACUGAAUUAAAGAAAGCUCCACUCAGUCCUGAUGAGGCAAAUCAUAUUGAAAUGCUAAAAAAAUGGUAUGAAGAAGAGCGACAGUUAAUGAAGGUUGCUGAGAAAAUCAACGAAAAUGUAGAAGAAUUAAAAAAAAAUUUUGAAGAUAUGAAAAAUAAAUUUGAAGAAAUUAAAGAAAGCAUGGCAAAAAAGGAUGAUGUAACCAGAGUGAGAGAAAUGAAUCAAGACAAAAUAUGCUCAGAUCUUCAGAAGCUUGGAAAGUGUAAUUUUAAUGGUCUUAUAAAUGAUCUUAACAAGAAAUACCUUGAAGGCACUAGACAAUGGUUAUUUGAAAAACUCGACACUUGGUUUAACGAUAGAAGUGAAGAUGCUUCUAAUGUCAUGAUUUUGAUUGCCGGUCCAGGUGUUGGUAAAAGUGUGUUUGCUGCUGAGUUGUGUCGACGAUAUUCUGAUAAGAAGAAACUUGCAGCUUCUCAUUUCUGCAGAUAUAAUAUAUCAGAUUAUAGAAAUCCUCAAGUAUUGAUAGAAUCAUUGGCUAGUAGCAUGUGUGAUACAAUAUCAAAUUUUAAAAGCAAGCUGCAUGAAGAAUUACAGAGAAACAAUUCCAAAAAAUCGAUCACCGAUAAAUUCCUUGUUUUAUUAAAUAAUCCAUUGCAUUCAUUAAAAGAUCAUAAACCAAUGCUUUUGGUUGUUGAUGCCUUAGAUGAAAGCGAAGUUGAUGGCAAAAGUGAAUUGUUGGAAUUGAUUGCAGAAGAGUUUGACCGACUGCCUAAAUGGAUUAAAAUCUUCAUCACCAGUCGUCCAGAACUUUCUGUUCAAACGGAGUUGAAAGACAUGAAUCCUGUGGAAAUUACAACUCAUCCUCCUGAUGAAAACAAGGAAGAAGACCUGCACAAGUAUUUGAGACAGGAGUUGAGUCUUCUUUUCGAAAAAAAUAGUGAUGGUGCUUCCUUGUCAAUAGUUAAAAAAUUGAAGGGCCUAUUUUUGGGAGAUCAAUUGAAUGAUCGUGUGCAUAGAGAUCGCUACGUUCUAUCGUCAUUAGUUGAAAAAUGUGAGGGAUCAUUUCUUUAUGCGUAUUACGCACAACUGAGCUUGAAAGAAAAAAAUACUGAGCUUACUUACGAAAACAUUAGACAAUUGGUCCCUAGUGGGUUAAGCGGUGUUUACACAAAGCAAUUCAAAAGAGUAAAAGAAUUGUUAACGACGGAAAGUCCCAGAAAUUCUGUCAUCUCAGAAACUUCUUUCAUGCAAUUUCUUGAAUUGUUGGCUGCCUGUAAGGAGUUUUUACCAUUAACUUUCCUGUUUAGCUAUUUUGGUAUUUCUGGUGACAUCAAGUUAGAAGUCCGCAGUAAAAUCAUUGCACUGUUAUCUCAAAUUUUGCCAGUUUACGAUGAUUGUUUAACCGUGUAUCACAAAUCUCUAAUUGAUUGGUUGAAAUCAGAUGGUUACGAACAGCAUGAUUUUACAGUUAAUCCAAAAAAUGGUCAUAAGUUAUUAUGGCAUGCUUGUGAGAAAGAGUUUAAACAUAUCAAGUCGAUGAACAUUUUUGAAGAUCAGAUGAACACUACUAUGAUUAAAUACGCUUUAAAGAAUGGAGUCCACCAUAUGACAGAAUAUGGCGAAAAUGUCGACGUUAGCUGGGCAGUAGAUGUCAAAGUGGUUUGUGCAAGGUUAAUGGUUGUGGAAGACAUUGACAUGUAUACCAUUAGGUUUGAAUUGUUUGAAAUCAUUAAGAAACUACAAACUUUCUUGAAAAAAGAUGUACUUGAAGAACAACUAUUUCAUUUGUUUAUGACAAGGAGAUGUAACUCAUAUAGUUUUCAUGAUAGCUGUAGUUAUUUACAAAUUAUUGUAAACAGAAUUGAUGGCAGUAACAAAAAAAGAUUAUUGGCAAGGGAUUUAUUAAAACAAGGAAAGUUUGUUUGGUUUGAGGAUUUAGACUCAACAUAUUUAACAAACCAUCAUCAUUUGACUGUCUCCUUACGUUCUAACGUUACAUCUCUUUGUGUGUCGUCCAAUGAAGAACUUCUUGCUUUAGGAUAUGAAAAUGGUCAAAUAUCUAUUUUUGAGCUUCCUGAAUUCCAACAACGAUGCACUCUAGGCACUGCACUCGAUGAUUCAAGGUUGGAAAAGUGGGAUGAUGUAGACACAUUUUUAUCCCAGUAUGACAUCGUUGACUAUCCAACAUUAUUGAACUUUGGUUUUCUACGUGGAAACAUCUGUUAUUGCUCCUUUUCACCUACCGGAAGUAGACUGGUAACUAGUGAUGGAUCUACUGAAGUAAAGUUGUGGGAUGUUAACAAUGGACGUUUAUUAUUAUGUUUACAGUCAUAUGAUGUCGUUAAUCGUUGCUAUUUCUCAGAUUCUGGUUUGUUUAUUACAGCAGAAUAUGAUGGAUAUUUAUCUAAAGAUGUGUUCACUGCAUGGAAUUCAUUAACUUUGCAAAGAAUUGAUCGACGCUGCGUUGUUGAUUACCAAGAACUACAAUGCACCGAUAAAUAUUCAGAGUUCUUUGUUGACGUGUUUGGCGAGAAUUCGUAUGUUUUUCAAUUCCCAAAGGCAAUGGAUAUUGUUUCAAGUGAGAAGAAUUAUUCACUACCCUUACAUUUAAUGAUAACACACCAUUAUCGUGAUUGUAUUUUUUAUCAUACAAGCCAGAAUGGAAAGUUUUCUAAUAUCACUCAGUUGACAAAAUACAACGAUCAAGGAAAAAUCGAGUUUUGUUUACCAAGUGUUAAGUGUUCAUGUAUUUAUAGGAAUCGUAACAAAGUCCAUCCCAUCUCGUUUAAGGAAUUUUACGUUGUGGCGUAUUUUUCCAAGCUGAAUAUUUUCAAAACUGAUCAUCUUUUGAAACCUUCAUUUAUUUUUGAGGAAUUC
Molecule: messenger RNA, 3506 nt
Organism: Xenia sp. Carnegie-2017
Lineage: Eukaryota; Metazoa; Cnidaria; Anthozoa; Malacalcyonacea; Xeniidae
Exons: 3
Molecular function (GO): protein binding
Source: RefSeq, a predicted model, not a curated record